Molecule: messenger RNA, 2847 nt
Organism: Podospora bellae-mahoneyi
Lineage: Eukaryota; Fungi; Ascomycota; Sordariomycetes; Sordariales; Podosporaceae
Gene: MEF1
Product: Elongation factor G, mitochondrial
Exons: 4
Coding region: 1-2376 (791 amino acids)
Biological process (GO): mitochondrial translational elongation
Cellular component (GO): mitochondrion
Molecular function (GO): GTP binding; translation elongation factor activity; GTPase activity
Source: RefSeq, a predicted model, not a curated record
AUGAGGGUAAUACGGGCGGUAAACAGCUGUCGCGCUGCUCUUGCGACAAGAAACGCAGCGCUGGUGGGCCGCCGGGCCUUGCCAUACGCUGCUACCAUCAACAGCGCCAGACUGGGAGGUCUCAGAGAGUUCAGCAGGACGUCCAACUACAGGGCUGCCGAGGGUGCUGCUGCCGCUCUCAAGCAGGCCAAGGAGCUGGCCCAGGCCAACAUGACCCCCGAAGCUGCCGCCGCGAAGGUCUCCCCCGCCGAGGCUGCCAGGUUGGCACAUGUCCGGAACAUCGGUAUCGCAGCACACAUCGAUUCCGGCAAGACCACUGUAUCCGAGCGCAUUCUCUUCUACACCGGCAGAACGAAGCACAUUCACGAAGUUCGCGGGCGUGAUGGCGUCGGUGCCAAGAUGGACUCCAUGGAACUGGAGAGGGAGAGAGGUAUCACCAUUCAGUCUGCCGCCACCUUUGCCGACUGGAAGUACAAGACCAAAGACGGCAAGGAGGAUAUCUACCACCUGAACUUGAUCGACACGCCCGGACAUAUUGAUUUCACCAUCGAGGUCGAGAGAGCCAUGAGAGUGUUAGACGGCGCCGUCAUGGUGCUGUGCGCUGUCAGUGGUGUCCAAUCCCAGACCAUCACGGUCGAUCGCCAGAUGAAGCGUUACAACGUCCCCCGUAUCUCAUUCGUCAACAAGAUGGAUCGUAUGGGUGCCAACCCCUUCAGGGCUGUCGAGAUGAUCAACUCCAAGCUCAAGAUCCCCGCUGCCGCUAUUCAGAUCCCGAUCGGUGCUGAGAAGGAGUUUGAGGGUGUCGUUGAUCUCAUUGAGAUGAGGGCAAUCAGAAACGAUGGCCAACGUGGUGUCAACGUCAAGGUCUCGAACCAGAUCCCCGAGGAGUUGAAGGAGUUGGCCGAGCAAAAGAGACAAGAGCUGAUUGAGAAAUUGGCCGAUGUCGACGAUGAGAUCGCCGAAAUGUUCUUGGACGAGAUCACCCCCACCCCCGAGCAGAUCAAGGCUGCUAUCCGCAGAGCGACUAUUGGCCUCAAGUUCACCCCUGUGUUGAUGGGCUCUGCCCUCGCCGACAAGUCCAUCCAGCCCAUGCUUGACGCUGUCUGCGACUACCUCCCCAACCCCAACGACGUUCCCAACAUGGCUCUCGACCGGUCCAAGGGCGAAGCUCCUGUCAGCUUGCUUCCCUACAACUCUCUUCCCUUUGUCGGCCUCGCCUUCAAGCUGGAAGAGAACCCUUAUGGUCAGCUCACCUACAUGCGUGUCUACCAGGGCUCCCUGAAGAAGGGCCAGUACCUCUUCAACACCCGCAAUGAUAAAAAGGUCCGCAUUCCCCGCAUCGUCCGCAUGCACUCCAAUGAAAUGGAGGACGUGGCCGAGAUUGGCGCCGGUGAAAUUUGUGCCGUCUUCGGCGUUGAGUGCGCCUCCGGUGACACCUUCACCGACGGUCGCCUUCCUUACGGCAUGAGCUCCAUGUACGUCCCUGACGCCGUCAUGUCUCUCAGCAUCAAGCCCAAGCGUAGCAGCGACGCCGACGCCUUCUCCAAGGCCAUGAACCGCUUCAUGCGUGAGGAUCCCACCUUCCGCCUCCACGUCGAUGAGGAGUCAGAAGAGACCAUCAUCAGCGGUAUGGGCGAACUUCAUCUAGACAUUUACGUCGAGCGUCUCCGCCGUGAGUACAAGGUCGACUGCGAGACUGGCAAACCCCGCGUCGCCUACCGCGAGACCAUUAGCCGCAAGGCCGAGUUCGACUUCUUGCUCAAGCGCCAGUCCGGCGGUCCCGGUGAUUACGCCCGUGUUGUUGGCUGGGUCGAGCCCAACGCUGAAGACGCCGAGAAGAACUACUUCGAGACCCGCGUCGUCGGUGGUACCAUUCCCGAAAAGUACCUCGCCGCUUGCGGGAAGGGUUUCGAAGAAGCCUGCCUCAAGGGUCCCCUUUUGGGCCACAGGGUCAUUGGUGCCAGCAUGAUCAUCACUGACGGUGCUACUCACGUUACUGAUUCCAGUGACUACGCCUUCAACCUCGCCACUCAGAUGGCGUUCCGCAAGGCCUUCCCAGAUGCGGGCGGUGCAGUGCUCGAGCCGUUGAUGAAGACGACAAUCACCGCGCCGGUGGAGUUCCAGGGUAACAUCCUCAUGUUGAUGAACAAGAGGGGUACCAUUGUUGAUACCGAGGUGGGCGCGGAUGAGUUCACGCUUGUGGCGGACUGCAGUUUGAACGCCAUGUUUGGGUUCAGCACUCACUUGAGAGCGGCUACGCAGGGUAAGGGAGAGUUCAGCAUGGAGUUCAGCCAUUAUGCGCCUGCGCCGCCGCAUUUGCAGAAGGAGUUGGUUGCUGCCUAUGAGAAGGAGCUCGACUCCAAGAGAACCAAGUAAAUCAGCAAUCGCAAGAUUUGUUGAUAGGAUUUGGGGAUUUCCCCGCCCCGCGCCCCCCUGGCCAGGGCUUGGUGAGAAUGAUACCCGCCCUGCUCAAAAUUUAGAGCCAUGGAUGGCUUCACCAUACACCAGUCAUCACCACGUCACAAGGGAAUCAUCACCCCUACGAGCCAUGAAUAACUUGGUGUAGGGCAACCUCAGGGGUAGAUACACCACGAAGAGGUACCAUAGACAGAGAUGGAUAGGCAUAAAUGGGACAGGAAAACAAGGUGGGACGAUGAUAUCGGUACACAAUAAAGGGGUCAUGUUUUUUUUUUUUUUGAUGUUGUUGGAUGUAUGUAUAUAUGGAUGUGUAGACAAAGAUUGUAUGAUAGGUGCUGUCUGAUACACACGGGGCGCAAGGCGCAGAGGUUGCGUCAUAUGGGGUUUGAUGGUUAAUGAACGACAUCCUCUCUCUCUCUGUCUCUGAUA